UGAUGUAGAACAAAAUGUCCACGUUUCGCCAAGUAAUGUUUACCACAGACCUUAUUUGACUUAAUUUUUAAGUUAUUUUCCACACCGUUGAUAAAGUACCGGACAAAUUUAUCACGUGGUACCUGUUACUUUUCACAGCGCUGACUAGGCUGGACCAAUCAUAGUCAUUUAUGAUUAAGGGGGUUCAUUGAAAUCACUUUUAAGCGAUUGGUGGGUCGGAUUUCCAUUUGUAUGUCAGGAACAGCUUGCAGUGAUCGCAAAGAAGCGAAGGCGGAAGUCAGGUAUGUCUGGACAUGUGAAAUUGACGAUUUAAAUACAUUUCCCCUUUGAUUCAAGUUUUUCUGUAAUGAAAUAUGGAAAGCAAACUGUCAGAAUUCAGAGCCCGAAAGAAAGUCCAGACUGAAGCGAAGAAACCUGCAGAUUCAGAGAUCCAGAGCGAGAUGAAAGUCACAGGCGAUCAUUCACCAGCUGUGUCUGAUGACACACCAGAGCUGAAGCCCAUCAUCACCUGCCCUCAAAGACCACACACAGAGGUUGGCAGUGCUAAAGAUGGCUUGCUGGACACGACUUCUGGUCAUUGGUUUCAGCGGUUGGCUCUUACCCAUCUUACCUUGUUUAAAGUGCUGCUAUGGCUGGUACUGCUGGGUCUUUUCUCAGAACUUGAGUUCGGCCUGCCAUUUUUCCUCAUAUCUUUAUUCUACUGGCUCUAUGAGGGUCUUCGAAGCCCAAAGGCACGUCAACCUGGUGAAAUGAGUGCUUAUUCUGUGUUUAACCCUGACUGUCAGCCUAUCCUGGGAACUUUGACAGCCGAACAGCUGGAGGGUGAGAUGGGAUACAGGUCGAUUGCCAACAGAUAACUGAUAACAGAACAUGUAGUGUAUGGAAGGAAGGGCCGAAACCAACAUAGACAUUGAGGGGGACACUCAAUGGUUGGUUCUUAAAUUAUUAUAUUUGGUCCCCACAAUCAUAUGUGGUUACAUUCUUGAUAGCAGGCAUUAACAAUUUGCAACCAACCGUCUCUGAUUUAUGAAUUCAUAUUAUCCUUUGAGAAAUGGUCAAUAAGGAAAACAGUCUAAAUAUGGACUUCACUUGGGCAACCGAUUUGCAUUAUGUUAAUGUAUCUUAAUAUUUCAAUGAUUUAUGAUUUACUGGUAUUUCUACAUUUCAAUAAAAUGGUUUGAUUUUAUUAAAGUGAAAUAUAUGGAAAUCAGUAUGAUUGCAAGUAAAAAAUGUGUUUUUAAAGUUUUUUUUUAUUAAUAAUAAUUUUACAGACAAAUAUAGAUGUAUUAAUUUUAAUAAUAAAAAAAUAAAAUAUACAUUUUUUUUUCAUUUAGAUGCUAUCGGGUGGAUGGCAAAUGUAUGCAGGUUGACAUAUCGAGACCCACAUUUUAACUCAUUUAUUUUUAAUUGCUAAACAAGUUUUCAUUUCAAGUACAAAAACAUUCCCAAUUGCAUAUGAGUGAAGAUGUAUUUCAUGCUCUUAAUUUGCGACUAAACAUGUUCAAUAAAGUAUGAGAAAAUUGCUAAAA
Messenger RNA from Myxocyprinus asiaticus (Chinese sucker), 1529 nucleotides. RefSeq names its product SAYSvFN domain-containing protein 1-like. The coding region runs from base 354 to 857 and encodes 167 amino acids. NCBI's taxonomy places the organism in Eukaryota, Metazoa, Chordata, Actinopteri, Cypriniformes, Catostomidae. The record is from RefSeq and is a predicted model, not a curated record. The transcript is spliced from 3 exons.